This is a messenger RNA of Neohortaea acidophila, 1603 nucleotides long. RefSeq names its product pre-mRNA-splicing factor 18. The transcript has a single exon. Lineage: Eukaryota; Fungi; Ascomycota; Dothideomycetes; Mycosphaerellales; Teratosphaeriaceae. The record is from RefSeq and is a predicted model, not a curated record. Gene Ontology annotation, biological process: RNA splicing; generation of catalytic spliceosome for second transesterification step. Bases 185 to 1270 code for a protein of 361 amino acids. Gene Ontology annotation, cellular component: U5 snRNP; U2-type post-spliceosomal complex; U4/U6 x U5 tri-snRNP complex.
CUGCGGUAUACAGUCGCAUGCGAAAGUUCCAAUGAUGUUGUCGCAGAGCAGCGACGCGUGACAAAAGUCGUGAUCGUUCCCAUGACUUAAAUUUACCGCUGCAGAGUUGCCCAUCGUGCCCAUACCUGAUCCCUCCACUUUCACUACAAGUGACAGGCCUCAUUACAACGAUCCAACCGUCGUCAUGGAUUUCGCCAGUCUCAUGAAGUCUCAAAUAGCCGCCUCGGGCCCCAAAAGUGCUACCGAUGGCGGCAAGAAAUACCUCAAGCGAUCGGAAGUCGAAGCACAGCGGCACGCGGACUAUCUGCGGGAACAGGAAGAACUGGAGAAGGCGCGGGUGGAGCGAUUAGAGAAGAAACGCAAGAGGGACGAAGAGGAGGCGGAAAAGAAUUUCGCGCGAGAAGAGAAGAAGAGACGACUCGCGGAGGAGAGCAGGAAGAGGGCAGAGGAGGAGGCCGAAGCAGAGGAGAGUGCAAGGAGGAAGCGAUUAGGUCUACCGCCGUUGGAGAAGAAGGAGGAUGGGGAUGAUUUGAAGGAAGGCGAGCAGGACAUCGAGGAGGAUGUGCUAUUACAGCAUCUACAAGACCUUGGAGAACCUCGACGACUAUUCGGCGAGACGCACAUUCAACGACUGCACCGCUAUCGCAAGUUGACGGACACCUCUGUCGCAAAGGUGGUGAAGAUGACCAACGGACCGAUCCCAACAAGUCUCGAACUUGUCCGGGAAGCCGAUAUGAAAGUGCCCACGUCAGUCCCCAAAGACGAAGAAGGCAUCACCCUCCUGCAGCGACAAAUCGCCUCUUAUUUCGACCUUUUGCUCAGCGAAUGGCAGCUCGCACUCGCCCGUCGCGCACCAGAAGUCAAGGAGUCAUUCAGCGGCAAAAAGGCCCUGCAGAACCACAUGACCGCCAUCUCCAACCUGACGCCCCUCUUCCGGAAGCUCGAGAGCAACACACUCCCUCGCACACUGCUGGCACCAAUCCUCGAAAUCACUCAUCUCGCGCAAUCGAAGCGGUACGUAGACGCCAACGACGCUUAUCUGCGCUUGAGCAUCGGCAAGGCGGCGUGGCCGAUCGGAGUGACGAUGGUUGGUAUCCAUGAGCGUAGCGCACGCGAAAAACUACAUGAAACGGAGAAGGGCAAGAGUGACGAGAAGGCUCACAUUCUGGCCGAUGAAGUUACGAGAAAAAUGCUACAGGGUAUCAAGCGCUGUCUUAGUUUCGCCCAAACAAGAUGGCCGCCCGAUGAUCUGGGCCAGCUGAUGGGUUGAUGAAAGCAAAAACUCUAGCUAAUUCCAAGCGUUCGGACCCCACCUGUCCAAUCCAUCAAUGCACGGAAGACGAGCCAUGUCCAACCCAUUCUGCUCAGUGCCGCGCACUGCAUCCAUUGUCAUCUCAAAGUGCACGUCCCAGAGUGAAGGGAGAGUCGGAUGGCGCUGCGGCGGCCACUGAAGGUUGACGGGCGUGUUGAGCAGGCUCGUCGAUAGGUUUGGCGCCGUCGUGUGGUGGAUGAUGGGGCGCAUCUCCUGGUCGACGGCCAUCCCUGAGAGGCCUUGAGCGUCGACAGGGCCAGAUCCGAGACGAUUGCGCAUGGCGAGAUCGUA